Fraxinus pennsylvanica is the source of this 3567-nucleotide messenger RNA. Lineage: Eukaryota; Viridiplantae; Streptophyta; Magnoliopsida; Lamiales; Oleaceae. The record is from the annotation of a GenBank genome assembly.
AUGGCUGAUCGUAGUAAGAGCAGGAUACGUUUUAGCAGACUUUACUCGUUUUUGUGUUUGCGAUCGCCAUUUAGGGAUGAACAUAGCCAAAUUGGGCAGAAGGGUUUUUCAAGGGUUGUGUAUUGUAACGAACCUGAUAGCACAGAGCAGCUCCAACUUAGGUAUAGGAGCAAUUACGUUUCUACAACCAAGUACAACGCUUUUAAUUUUAUUCCGAAGUCAUUGUUCGAGCAGUUUAGGAGGGUGGCAAAUAUAUAUUUUCUUGUUGUAGCUUGUGUUUCAUUUAGUCCCCUGGCACCAUACACAGCUACUAGCAUUCUCUUCCCUUUGAUUGUGGUGAUUGGAGCGACAAUGGCCAAGGAAGCGGUCGAAGACUGGAGACGCAGGAAGCAGGAUAUUGAGGCCAAUAAUAGGAAGGUCGAAGUUUAUGAUAGGAAUCACAAUUUUCAAGAAACCAGAUGGAAAAAAUUACGGGUUGGGGAUCUUGUGAAGGUAUAUAAGAAUGAAUAUUUUCCUGCGGAUCUGUUGCUUCUUUCAUCAAGCUAUGAGGAUGGGAUUUGUUAUGUGGAAACUAUGAAUCUAGAUGGAGAGACUAAUCUGAAGGUGAAGCAUGCUUUAGAUGUUACAGCUUCUCUGCAUGAUGACGAUUCUUUUCAGCAAUUUAAGGCAGUUAUGAAAUGUGAGGACCCAAAUGAAGAUUUGUAUGCAUUCGUUGGAACUCUGUUCUACAAUGGUCAGCGGCAUCCUCUAUCGGUACAACAGAUCCUUCUAAGAGAUUCUAAACUGCGGAAUACUGAUUAUGUCUAUGGGGUGGUUAUUUUUACUGGUCAUGACACAAAAGUUAUGCAGAAUGCUACAGACCCUCCUUCCAAGAGAAGCAAUAUCGAGAGAAAAAUGGAUAAAAUAAUAUACAUCCUCUUUAGUACGUUAAUUUUGAUAUCAUUUAUAGGAUCUUUCUUUUUUGGAAUUCAGACUAAGAACGAUAUUGUUGGUGGAAAGUUAAAGAGGUGGUAUCUACGACCAGACAAGACAACUGUGUUUUAUGACCCGAAAAGAGCAGUGCUUGCUGCAUUUUUUCAUUUCUUGACUGGGCUUAUGUUGUAUGGGUCUUUGAUUCCAAUAUCACUGUAUGUGUCCAUCGAAAUUGUAAAGGUUUUACAGAGUAUAUUUAUUAAUCAAGACCAGGAUAUGUAUUAUGAGGAUACAGAUAAGCCAGCACGUGCAAGGACUUCCAAUUUGAAUGAAGAACUUGGUCAAGUUGAUACAAUUCUUUCUGAUAAAACGGGGACUCUGACAUGCAAUUCCAUGGAGUUUGUUAAAUGUACAAUAGCUGGCAUAGCUUAUGGUCGUGGCAUGACAGAAGUAGAGAGGGCACUAGCAAAGAGAAAAGGGAAGGCUGUACCUGACUCUGGAAACACUUCCUCUUAUGUUCGAGGGUCUAGUGAUCGCCACACAGACUCGGGAAAAUCAAUCAGAGGUUUUAACUUCAGAGAUGAACGCAUUAUGAAUGGUCAUUGGGUUAAUGAACCUCAUGCAGAUGUGAUACAAAAGUUCUUUAGAGUUUUAGCACUCUGCCAUACAGCCAUUCCCGAUGUCAAUCAAGAAUCUGGUGAAAUUUCCUAUGAAGCUGAAUCCCCAGAUGAAGCUGCCUUUGUCAUAGCUGCAAGGGAACUUGGCUUUGAGUUCUUUGAAAGAACCCAAACUAGCAUCUCUUUGCAUGAAUUUGAUCAUCAGAGUGGCAGAAAGAUUGACAGAUCAUAUAAGCUUCUUCAUGUCUUAGAGUUCAGCAGUGCUCGGAAAAGAAUGUCUGUAAUUGUACAGAAUGUAGAAAACCAGUUGCUGCUCCUAUGCAAGGGUGCAGACAGUGUGAUGUUUGAACGGCUCUCAAGAAAUGGACGAGAUUUUGAAGCUACAACAAGGGAUCAUAUUAAAGAAUAUGCUGAAGCAGGUUUACGAACUUUAGUUGUCGCAUAUCGUGAGCUUAAUGAAGAAGAGUUUAGGUUGUGGGAGGAGGAGUUUCUGCAGGCCCAGACUUCUCUAAAUGCGGAUCGAGAUGCAAUGGUAGAUGCAGCUGCCGAAAGGAUUGAAAGAAACUUAAUUCUCCUAGGUGCUACGGCUGUCGAAGAUAAACUACAGAAAGGGGUUCCUGAAUGCAUUGACAAGCUUGCAGAGGCUGGAAUUAAGAUGUGGGUCAUAACUGGUGACAAGAUGGAGACAGCAAUAAACAUUGGAUAUGCUUGUAGCUUACUUAGAGACGACAUGAAGCAAAUUGUAGUUACCCUAGACUCUCCAGAAAUAAAUGACCUAGAAAGACAAGGAAACAAGGAAGCUAUUGCGAAGGCUUCGAGUGCAAGUAUAUCAAAACAAAUAAGUGAAGGAAAUUCACAAAUCAGUUUAUCUAAUGGAAGUUCCAUCUCCUUUGGUUUGAUAAUUGAUGGCAAGUCAUUAUCGUUUGCUCUCAACAAGAAUUUGGAGGAUUCAUUUUUGGAUCUUGCGAUUAAUUGUUCAUCUGUUAUAUGCUGUCGCUCCACACCUAAACAGAAAGCUCUUGUUACUAGAUUGGUAAAAAGGGGUAUAGGCAAGACAACGUUAGCAAUUGGUGAUGGGGCAAAUGAUGUAGGCAUGCUUCAAGAGGCUGAUAUUGGGGUUGGCAUCAGUGGUGUUGAAGGCAUGCAGGCUGUGAUGUCAAGUGAUUUCUCCAUAGCUCAGUUCCGGUUUCUUGAGCGUCUCUUGUUGGUUCAUGGCCACUGGUGUUACAGACGAAUAUCUAUGAUGAUAUGCUAUUUUUUUUACAAGAACAUUGCAUUUGGGUUCACUUUAUUUUGGUUUGAGGCUUAUGCUUCGUUCUCUGGCAAACCUGCUUAUAAUGAUUGGUACAUGUCUUUCUACAACGUAUUCUUCACUUCACUUCCCGUGAUUGCUCUUGGUGUUUUUGAUCAGGACAUAUCUGCACGACUCUGUCUUAAGUAUCCCGUGUUAUAUAAAGAGGGAGUGCAGAAUGUUCUCUUCAGCUGGCCGCUCGUUCUUGGCUGGAUGUUGAACGGUGUUAUUAGUUCCAUGAUUAUCUUUUUCUUCACAACAAAUGCUGUCGUUAAUCAGGCUUUCCGGAGAGAUGGUCAUGUUGUCGAUUAUGAAGUGCUUGGGGUUAUGAUGUAUACUUGUGUCGUGUGGACAGUGAACUGUCAAAUGGCAAUAUCUAUUAACUACUUCACUUGGAUCCAGCACUUCUUCAUCUGGGGAAGCAUUGCUUUCUGGUAUGCAUUUCUAGUGAUGUACGGUGCCGUGUCUCCUAUAAUAUCUACAACAGCAUACCAAGUUCUCGUGGAAACCUGCGCUCCGAGUCCUUUUUACUGGCUGGUUACACUUCUGGUUGUCGUUUCCUCUCUAUUACCAUAUCUUUCAUACAGAACUUUACAAAUUCAGUUUCGACCUAUGAUCCAUGACAUUAUUCAAAGACUAAGGUCUGAAGGCUCAGAAACAGAAAUUUCGGGGGAGUUGUCUCUUGGAAACAAGGAAAAAUUAGCUCUAGUAGAGGAAAAAUUGAUAGACAGAGUCAAUGCUACAUAA